Messenger RNA from Melanotaenia boesemani (Boeseman's rainbowfish), 1225 nucleotides. RefSeq names its product MRT4 homolog, ribosome maturation factor (gene mrto4). Gene Ontology annotation, molecular function: RNA binding. Bases 205 to 921 code for a protein of 238 amino acids. Gene Ontology annotation, biological process: ribosomal large subunit biogenesis; ribosomal large subunit assembly; nuclear-transcribed mRNA catabolic process. The transcript has 8 exons. Gene Ontology annotation, cellular component: nucleolus; preribosome, large subunit precursor. NCBI's taxonomy places the organism in Eukaryota, Metazoa, Chordata, Actinopteri, Atheriniformes, Melanotaeniidae. The record is from RefSeq and is a predicted model, not a curated record.
CUAGCUUUCUAUCGAAAAUAGUUUUCCCUCUGCUUUUAAAGGCGUUAAUCUAAAGAUUUGAUGAAAUUUGGGAUGAACGAUUUCGGAAAGUAAUGCCCAUUUAUUUUUAAUCAGGCGCCAUAUGGACAACCUUACCAAACAGAAACAUUUAGGGUCUUCUUGCUUCACGUGUGCGCCCGCUGCCUGCCAUCGUGAGAAGGAACCAUGCCGAAGUCGAAAAGAGACAAGAAAAUUUCAUUAACGAAAACCACCAAAAAGGGAUUGGAGUCCAAACAGAAGCUAAUCGAGGAGUUAAGGAAAUGUGUGGACACCUACAGAAACUUGUUCAUAUUCUCUGUGGCAAAUAUGAGGAAUAACAAACUGAAAGACAUCAGGACGGCAUGGAAACACAGCAGAUUCUUCUUUGGUAAAAAUAAAGUCAUGAUUGUUGCUUUGGGAAAAGGACAUACAGAUGAAUACAAAGAUAAUUUGCACAAGGUCAGCAGGUAUCUGCGUGGAGAAGUGGGUGUGCUUUUCACAAAUAAAACAAAGGAUGAAGUACAAGAAUAUUUCAACCAUUUCAAAGAAAUGGACUAUGCUCGUGCAGGCAACCAAGCACAGAUGGACAUAACUCUGGAUGAGGGACCUCUUGAACAGUUUCCUCACUCAAUGGAGCCUCAGUUGAGGCAGUUGGGACUUCCCACUGCUCUAAAAAAAGGAGUGGUAACACUGCUGAAAGACCACGACGUCUGUAAAGAAGGAGACGUGCUAACUCCUGAACAGGCUCGAAUUCUGAAACUCUUUGCCAUUGAGAUGGCAGAAUUCAAAGUGCAGAUCAAAUGUAUGUGGAACUCCGAAACGGGCGAGUUUGACAACUUGGCUGGUGAGGAAGAGCCGAUGCAGGAUAAUGAAGAUGAUGAAGAGGAGGAUGAUGGAGAAUAAAACUUCUGCAAGGGCAGAAGUUUGUCUACGCUCUUUUAAAAGUCAGUUUGUCAAACUUUCAACACCAGAAGGACUUAUUCUGUACUCUCCAUCCUGACUGCCAGAGCAGUGCUUUCCCACUAGUCUGGCAAGUCUUUCAGGAUUAUUUUUUUUUUUAUAUCCUCCAAAACACACGUCUGACCUUCAUCUUUGGACUAAGUUCAGAGGUAUUGGGGUCAAAGGAAAUAAUCUUGUCAUUGUUUUGAUGUCACCUGUCUGUGAUAAAAUAUUUCUAUUAAAAUCCAGUGCUUUCCCAGACAAAAAA